CUGGUAUUCCACUCAAGACGCGCUGACAUGGAUAAAGCACAAGCUUGCGGCGAUGGAGCGAAGAAACCAAUUUUGGUCAAACUUGUGCUUGUGGGAAAAGUUGGUGUUGGAAAAUCAGGUAGAACUAAGCAUAACAGUCUGUCCUCUGUCCAAUGUGUUUAAUUUUCACGCAUUUUUCAACACAUAUACUUAAAGUUAUGUGCUUUGUUAUUCUUCAUAUCUUUUGUUCCUUUUGCACACUCUCUUGUUAGCUUAAGUAACAAUAUUUUGCGGCGAAAGCUCCGUACACGUAUAUUAACCUAGCUGGUUACAGUACGUUUGAAUUCCGUUUGAAUUUCUUUCCAGCAAUGAUCGUGAGAUUUCUAACUAAGAGAUUCAUAGGAGAGUAUGACCCCAACGUCGGUACGUAUGUAGCUCUAACUCUGUUUAUUUUACAAUUCCUACAACCUUCACAAGUAACCGACAAUUCAUAAGAAAAAGCCUCUAAUGGAACAACCAAGAAUUUGUGUUUACACAUGCAAUCACCAACGCGAAGCUGUCAUGGCCGGCAAAGCAAGCCAUUGAAUUUCCAAUUUUUGGCUCGCGCGAUGCUCGAGCUAUCUUCAAAUUCUGGAGAUACAAGAUUUUCUUUCAUUUAGUCUUUUGACUUGUGCCGAAAGAGAAAAAAGAAUUAACAUACAUUAGCCGUAGCCGAGGCUUCUUUUAUCAAUAUUUAUCGGGUAUUAGUAGCACCUUUGUUUAAUGUUAGAGGUCAACUUUAAUCCAUUCAGUGUCGGAUCAUGACGCUCUUCGGGUACAUCAAAUGAUUAAAUCGAGUUGGUCAUCGGUUUUCUACCUUCAAAUGACUGAAUGUGUCUUAUUUUUACAGAACAUCUGCAUAAUUUGUCGUAAUCUUACGAAACACUUUUCACCGCUAAAUUUUAACCGGAUUGAUUAUGAGGUUAUUACAUUUUGUUAUGGUACGAUGUUUAUAUUCAGGCGGUGAUAACCAUUUCUCAAUUCCGUGUUAAGCCGAGAUAAGUAUUGUUGUACUAGAAUUUCAUGAAAAUUAAUUCUUUCCUUCUGUUUGAAUAUGAUGAUGGCUAGUUAGGAGUUAUCUCGCGCAGUUUACAUUCGCAAUGGCACUUUGUGCAGUUUUUUUCCAGCAAUGAUAUUCAUAAGAUUUGCAGGACGAGAAUUCUGAGUGUUUAAAGCAAGAAAACUUGAAAUUUGAUUUGGUCCAAAUUUGCAGCGGGUUCUGUUAAGCCAAUUGAUUUCAUAGCUAUAAAACCAUUCGACAGAUACAUGGUUAAUGUAUCGAGUGAAUAAAUAAACAAUAUAGAUUUGGUCCCAUUCAACAGCCAUCGAUAAGGUUUAUCACUUGCUAAAUCGGCGGAUCUUUAAUCAGCUUAAAUGUGCUUAUCACGAUUCAGUCUUAUCGAGGGUUCGUUGGAAAGAUGUGUUGUGUUGUGUUCCCUCGACGUAAAACUGAUUGACAAUGUAAGCCAGGAAAGGAAGGAAAGUACUAACCCUAUGGCGUAUACGCCUCCAUUAUCGCUUUUAUAUUGCACCAGGGCACUUGUUAAGUGAACGAUUUGCUUAAAAAAUAAUCAAUUGGGUGCAGUUUCGUUAUAUAAUCGCUCCAAAUGGGUUUAUCUGAAUGGUAGGCCUUUAACGCCUGUUUUUCUUUCCUGCAAAUUAUUGUUCAGUGGGCGUGCGUGUUUUUUCAUUUUCCAAAUUUCUCCAGGUUCAAUAUAUCACCAUCAUACUAGACUGGAAAAUCAAGAUGUCCGUGUGGAGAUCCUGGAGUCUGGAGGCAAGGUAUGGAGUGACAAAUAGAACACUUGUGCGUGCGCGCCGUGCUGUAGCAGUCGUUUUAUAGAGAAAAUGACCAGUAAAAAUGUAGCCUUUUCCAGGCAAACCUCCCUGACCUCUUGCUGGCAUUCUUGGUACCCAUUUACGCUCUUUCUUCUCGUUCAAUUAUUUUCUCGUCUCUACUAAUUGAGACCAUCAAAGAAAAGUGCAAGCGAGAGUAUACGGAAAAUUUUGAGAAAGAAGAGUAGUAAAUUUAUAGUGUGAGGGACGAAUGGAAAAAAAAAAUUUUUUUUUUAAAAUCUGAGUACUUAAGAAGGCGUGUGUUUAUAAUCCUACGAUUGUAGCAGUGUGCUAUGACGCCGAUCUUCUUAAUGCCUUCUUUUAAUGGUGCAUCUGAUUAAAAUUAUUUCUAAAAAUGAGAGUGUGAUUUUUUGACCCUCAUCCUAUGAUAAUACACUGAGAACGUUCGGAAAGGUCCUUUGAAAGCUGUUAUUAUUACUAUUAGUGUAAUAAUUGUUAAUAGUACUAUUAUUAUUUAAAAAUGUUUGAAGCGUUUGCUUCAAGAGCAAUUGUGCUCGCGCUCAGUUAAAUUAACUACACUGGCCGUAGGUAAACUGAUAAAAAUAGAAAAAUCGACGGACGAGAUGGGAACAUUAGUUGUAUUUAAAUAAAAUUGUAAAUUGUUAAGAAUUCCUUAGAUAAUUUUGAACUAAGAUAAAUGAUUUUAAUUCAGUUCAUUUGGGGGUAUUAACAGAAUCAUAAAGAUACAAACAAACUUUAUACUUAUCUAAAAGAGAUGAUCGCAGAGCCUACACGAGUGGGGCUAGUAUCUGGGUGCUAGUUAGCAGCUCAGUUACCAACGAUUGACCCUUUAUGGGACAGUGUUUAAUGAAACUGACACCCGUAAUCGGUCAAAUGGAACAGCGUACGUGAAGGUACACCCAAGGAUCUAAAUCCUGUUCCAGAAGUUCAGUUAAGUAAACGAGGCGUGGCAGUAAACGGCGCGAUACCAGGAGGGGAAAAAUGAGGAGGCUUGGGUCGAGUCGGUUCCUUAACCGACCCGAUCCAAACCUCCCAGGUUUUUUUUCACUCCUCCGCUGCUACUGCACCGUUUACUAUUUCGCUUUGUUUACUAAACGAAACAGGCUUCGUAAUCUAAAACUUGAUAAUCGUUUUCUCAUGGUUGAUAUAGGACUAUAUUGAGAAAAAUGACGUCCAUGCUCUGUGGGGAGACGCGUUUGUUCUGGUUUAUGCAGUGGACGAUCGAACAAGCUUUGAAGAACUUACUGCUGUUAGGAAUCAUCUGGAAAAAGUGCGAGAAGCUGACCAUCCUGUUCUGGUGUUGGUUGGAAAUAAGAGAGAAGUAGGGAGUGACCGAGUUGAAGUGUCGAAACAAGAUGGAAUCCAGCUUGCUGAAAAAUUGAACUGUUUGGCCUUUCACGAGGUUUCCACGAAGGCGAGCUAUCAAGACAUCGAAUUCGUGUUUAUAGAAGCAAUCCGAGAGACAAUGAAGUACAAAAUGACUCAACGGGUUCUGAACGGGGCAAGGAGAUCAUCUCACAGCAAAAUUAUGGAAAUGGUUGAGAAGAACGUGAGUCGAAACAGGGCCAUGUCAAGUGUUAAGGAGACCAUAGACGAGUAUUGCGCUACAAGAACUGAGGAGCUCACCCGGGAUUUGUCACGCGAUCGGAGCAGCACCUUUACAUGAUAUGCAUAGAUCGAAUAAUGUAAGUUUGCUCACGAUUUGCUGCGUUACUGGUAGAGAUCAGGAGCAUCACCAGUAAGGAAAAAAGCUAGAUGAGUGAGCAAGUUUUGACAACAUAUUUCAAGUUUCAAAUCUUGCAGGUAUUGAAGUUGAUUUGUCCAGAAGAUUGCGUUUGAUGAGUUAUGUGAUUGUUGGGAAUUGAUUUAGCCGUCAAUAACCCGCCCAAUGGACCCGGAAAUGUUUGGGUGUGAAAUAGGAGAAAAAGUCUUAUUCUGGAAAUCACUGCGUUCCGGGAACUCAAGAUGCAUGGUGCAUUAAAACAUUAAAUGACUAACUACAGGGAAAAAAUGUACACGAACGAUGAUUAGAAGAAACAGUUUAAAAACUUGAAUGAGGUAAUGCGAUAUAUUAAGUAUAGGCAGUCACUCGAAGAUGUAUUUUUCAAACAUCCCCCCCCCCUUCCCGGACAAGUUUAACAUACGGAAUCAUAUAUUUAUACAGUGUUUUAUUGGCACUUUUUUCUUUCAAAGACCAAUUAAUUACCAACUGUUUAUAGAUUCUAUACAAAUUAACAAACCUAAAACGUUACUGUUCAAGUAAAUAAUUUUAUUUAUAACAUUUUGUCUAACAUGUCAGAAUACCCUAGAGCCUUGUGUAUUCUGGAUUUGGUCUCUUGCUUUUUGCAGACUAAAUUAAUGCCUAGCAUAUAGACAAGAAAAGCAUUAUUAGUUCGUAUUUCUGAUAGAAAUCUUUCUCUACCCUAGGUCUUUGGAAUGGGAACGAGCCAAAAGAGGAAAGAUUUACAGGAAGGAGAAGCGAAACACGUAGGCGUUCCCUUCGUCUUUUGCACACCCACUUCAUUGAGCAUGGAGAUUUCUGAGUACUGCAUAGAGCUAAUUGCCCGGAAGGAGUUUCACUAAAGAAUCUAACAUAUGAGCAAUGGGGAAGGUUGCUGUAACCUGCGCAGCAGAUGAGUUUGUAAAUCGUGCGCUCCCAAAAACUAUGAACUGUGCAGACUAAGGUGGUGAUAAAAUUUCCAAGCUUGUCUUGUGGGGG
Messenger RNA from Pocillopora meandrina, 4555 nucleotides. NCBI's taxonomy places the organism in Eukaryota, Metazoa, Cnidaria, Anthozoa, Scleractinia, Pocilloporidae. The record is from the annotation of a GenBank genome assembly.